Papaver somniferum (opium poppy) is the source of this 3626-nucleotide messenger RNA. RefSeq lists its product as uncharacterized. The record is from RefSeq and is a predicted model, not a curated record. NCBI's taxonomy places the organism in Eukaryota, Viridiplantae, Streptophyta, Magnoliopsida, Ranunculales, Papaveraceae. The transcript is spliced from 2 exons. The coding region runs from base 1674 to 3389 and encodes 571 amino acids.
AAUUUUUUCCUCUCUCUCUCUCGUUCUUUACCAACAAUUUUCUCUGUGUGGAUUGAAGCAACAAAAUCAAGGUUAGUUUUCUUCAAUUUUUCAGCAUUUUUGGUGUUUCAAUUAGGUCUUUAUACGCUCGUUUUCACUGAUUGUAGAGGGGAUUUCGUCGAUUAGAGUUAGGGUUCUGUUUAUUCAUUCAGAGUUCUGAAAUCCCGUUUUUCUCAAUUGGUAGAGGGGGUUUUUGUAAUCGUGAGUGAUUGUUGUUUCAGAAUCAGUGUUGUAGUAAUUUGUUUCUAUGAUUUUGUGAUUAGGUCUUUUUUCCCUAUUUUCUCUGUAAAUUUUUGAGCUUUCUUAGCACAUAAACCCUUUUUUUUCGGUGUAAUUGACAACGCAGUUUUAGGAUUUGGGUAAAUCGAAUUGGUGGUUUCCUUUGAGCAAUUUGGAAGAAUUGGAAGUAGGGGGUCUGUGAUUGUUCUGCAGCUGUGGGUUUUUCUUCAGUGUGUGUUUGCGGAAAAUUGAAUUGGGGGUUUUCUUUGAGCAAUUUGGAAGAAUUGUUAGUAGGGAUUCUGUGUUUGUUCUGAAGUUGUGGGUUUUUCUUUUGUGUGAGUUUCAAGAAGCAAAAUCAGUGGUGCCGUAUUUUUUGAACUAGGAUUCUGAAGGGGGUUGUUCUUUUUGUAUGUGAUUGAAGAUGCAAUUUUGUUUUUAGGAAUCUGAAAAGGAGUUUCUGAGUGAUUGUUUAGGAGACUCUGCAGUUUCUGAAGAGUUUGCUUUGUGGAUUGUUUUACCAUCCUCUGUGAAGGUGUAAUUAGUGUUUUGUUGUAUGGUAAUUUGAGUUUUCAGUAAUGUUGAAACCUUAAAUUCCCAUACACUAAACUCUAAUUUUUAUUCUUAAGUUGCGAUUUAUUCUUGGGUUGCGACAGUUGCAGUAAAGGUUAGGUCAGUUAUUUCAUCAUCAUCCUGUGAAGAUGCCGUGUUCAAGAUCAAGAUAUGUAUCUUCACAACCGAGCACAAGAUCAAGUCCUCUAUCUUCACAAUCUCUUGUGGGUUCAUCUAGUGCAGUGCAGGUUGAAUCUUCUACCAAUUCUCAAGCUCCAUCAACCGACAGAGAUAAUGAUCCCGAUGAUGACGUAUACUGCCAUUGUCCUUUCAAGCACUUCGAUGACUGCCAUGAUGGUGUAGGGGGAAGGGGUUACGUCAAAACCUCUAUCCUCAGGCAUAUACAUGAUCGACACAACCCAAGCACCAAAUACAGUUCUGUCUGUCAGGAUAGAAUACACACAGUGGUAAGUGUAUACAUGGUCUGGGAAAGGAAUUUGUGUCAAUUGCAUAUGUGGUUGUGUUUUUCAUGCAUGAAGGUUUAUUCUUAGAAGAAGCCCUGCAAAGAUCAUGCUGGUGGGGCUGUUUGUGGCCCUUUUAAUGACAGAGGUGCAGAUUUUCUCAUCUACGGUGCUGAUAAACCCACACCACAAAUUCCUGCAUCUCUUGUGCAAGCCAGGCCUGUAAGUGACAAUAACAUUCCUGCAUGUUCAACCCUUGAAGAUUCUUCUUUGGGUUUAUCAGUGGAGAUUCUCAACCUGGUUUACCAGAAACAGAUAACAACAAUCUCCAGCAUCCCUCCACAAUGCAGGCUUAAUUUCUCUAGAACCCUAAAAUCCUCUCUAGAUAAAGUUUUAUCCCACCCCAUGGAUUUAUGUUCACGGAUUCAGUUGCUCCUAUUGCCUAUCUGCACCCUAAACCUUUACUUUCCUAAAAGUUCCAAGGAGGAGAGGUCUGGCAACAGGAAAAAACUUCAAACUGCUUCCGUGAAUCUGGCCCUAGCCAGAUGGAAGGAGCCAGAGGGUUGUAUUGCUUUGUUACAACAAGUUCUGCAAGAACACAGGGAGGUUCAAAAGAGCAGGAAACAGGGUAAACAGAAACGGAAAACCAAUGUUGAGGCUUGCAAAAAGAAGCUCAGUCAUGGUCACUAUACUGCGGCUAUUAGGAUCUUAUCCUCUAACGGUGUUGUACAUGAUAACCCAGACACCCUAUACCAACUGCAGCAGAAACACCCUCAUGCACCCUCCCCUACUAUCCCUAUAGACACUAUUACGGCUGCAUCUGUUGUUGUGGGUAGUCAAAAAGUUUUGAAGGCUAUUCGGAGUUUUCCUAAAGGUACCUCUUGCGGGAGAGAUGGUCUUCGUGCUCAACACUUAUUGGAUGAAUUGAGUGGUCCUGCAGAUGCAGUUUCUAAAGAACUGCUCACCUCAAUUGCUGGUGUUGUUAAUUUGUGGUUAUCUGGAGUUUGUCAUGCUGUUUUAGGGCCAUACAUUGCCAGUGCACCUUUAACCCCAUUGCUUAAGCCUGAUGGUGGACUCAGGCCCAUCGCAGUAGGGACAAUGAGGCGACUUUGUUCUACAAUUGCAGCUACCACAGUUGGAAGUGAAAUGGCCAAUUAUCUUGGUGAUCAUCAAUUUGGCGUUGGGAUCCCUUGUGGUGGUGAAAUCAUUCUUCACGCUUCCAAUCGGAUUUUAGAACUGAAAGAACAUUAUGAUCAACAACUACUGGGAUACUUACAUCAUAUAGUUACCGAUGAUGGCGCUCGUUUUGGUAUUCUUCAGCAAAGACUUGCUACACUUCCAUUUAAAGAGGGAGGAUUUGAGGUCUAUACAAUGGCUGAUGCCAGCCAUUACUGUUACAUGGCAUCACAAAUUCAAAAACAACAUUUGCAGAAUACUAUCCUUAGCUCCAUCGACACUUCAGAAACAAGCCAUAACUACCAAUAUUCUCUCAACAAAUACAUGCAGGUUUGCGACCUCUCCACUUUCAGCACCAACUCUGUUUCCCCACAUCCCAUAAAAGCUUUGGCAGCACAAUAUUUCGAUGUUGUUAAGAGGAAACUACCAACCAAGUUUACUUUGACAACAAGAGACGCAUUUCUGUGGCAAAGUAAUAAGUUGAAUCAUGUUAUGGACUUUUUGAAAGCGAUUCCCAUUCCAGGCCUUGGCCAAUCUCUUGGUCCACGACAGUUCCGUGUCGUUGCUCAGUACAGACUUGGUAUUCCAUUAUUUCCUGAAGAUAGCAAAUGCUCAUGUUGUGGACGUGCUAUGGAUGUUUAUGGGGAUCAUGCCCUCCAUUGUGCAAGCGAGGUUGGUAUAAAGUUUCGGCAUAAUUUGGUGAGAGAUCUUGUCAUGGAUAUUUGCUACAGAUCAGGUGUCGCAGCUGGGAAGGAGGUAGCUUUGGGCUUUUUGUCUGACAACAACAAUGCUCUCAAGCCUGCUGACAUCCUCAUCUAUAAUUGGGAAAACGGUCAAGACACCUGCUUUGAUGUCACCGGAGUUUCACCUUUCUCGAGUGGUGUGAUUCGCAGCUUCAUACCAGGCCACGCUAUCUCCGCAGCAGUUACUCGCAAGUGUAACUAAUAUUUGGACAAGUGUGCGUCUCAAGGAUACCUUUUUUGUGCCUUGGCAUUUUCUACUUUGGGUGAGCUUGGAGAUGAAUUUGUUAUUCUGUUGAAGAGAUUGAAGAAUUGUUUGACCAACCAUGAUGUUAAUAGCAAAGUAGGUGGUCUGCUUUUCCAUAAGGUAGAUUUGGUUAUCCAGAAGGGCAUUGGUGCACAAAUUGUUACCCGACUCUAAUAAAAUAAAAUAAAAACCUUA